UCAGAGAGAGAGAAAGAGACCCAGGCAGAGACUCAGGUGCCGGGGCAGACAGAGGCAGAAGGAGCCAGUGACACAGAGACAGGCACGUGGAGAGCGGGGUUGGGUUGCUCAAACCAGUGCCCAGAAAAGACUGCUAUCUAACCACUGAGGCCCAAGAAGCAUUGACCCAGUGCCUGGAGUUUCUCACAGCCGUGCAGCCCUGCUGGUGCACCAGUUGCCACCUCCAGGAGCCCUUGAUAAGGCUCACUUUUGCUCCCUUGCCAAGCUCGAGGGCCUGAAAUCGACCAGGAGCUGAAACUUACUACAUUCCAGCCAUCAUGGGACCCAGGAUAGGGUCGGCAGACGAGGGUCCCCAGAUGCCAGACAAGGACCCCAAAGCCGUGAUGGGCACAGAAGCCACGCCUGGAGGCAAAGCCAGCCCAGACCUUCAGGACUCGCGACCUAGUGGGUUCCACAACAUCAAGUCCUUCGUCCUGUGCCACAGCCUGCUGCAGCUGGCCCAGCUCAUGAUCUCCGGUUACCUCAAGAGCUCCAUCUCCACGGUGGAGAAGCGCUUCGGCCUCACCAGCCAGACGUCGGGGCUGCUGGCCGCCUUCAACGAGGUGGGGAACACAGCCCUGAUUGUGUUUGUGAGCUAUUUUGGCAGCCGGGUACACCGGCCCCGGAUGAUCGGCUGUGGGGCUGUCCUGGUGGCCCUGGCAGGCCUGCUCAUGACCCUCCCACACUUCAUCUCGGAGCCAUACCACUACGACCACAUCAGGUCUGAGGAUGGGCCGCAGGACUCCAAGGCUUCCCUGUGCCUGCCCACCACCUCGGUUCCAGCCUUAGCGCCGUCCAAUGGCAGCUGCCAGAGCCACGCAGAGACCCACCACCUGACCGUGGUGGGGAUCAUGUUCGCGGCGCAGACCCUGCUGGGCGUGGGCAGUGUGCCCAUCCAGCCCUUCGGCAUCUCCUACAUCGACGACUUUUCCCAUAGCAACAACUCGCCUCUCUACCUUGGGAUCCUGUUUGCAGUGACCAUGAUGGGGCCAGGACUGGCCUACGGCCUGGGGGGCCUCAUGCUACGCCUUUAUGUGGACAUUGACCGGAUGCCAGAAGAUGGCAUCAGCCUGACCCCGAAGGACCCCCGUUGGGUGGGUGCCUGGUGGCUGGGCUUCCUCAUCUCUGCCUGUGUGGUGGCCCUGGCUGCCAUCCCCUACUUCUUCUUCCCCAGGGAGAUGCCCAAAGAGAAGCAUGAGCUUCGCUUUCGGCAAAAGGCCUUGGCAGUCACAGCCUCAGCUACCAGCAAGGGUGAGGACUCCCCCUCUGAGCAGAGCCCUGGGGAGUCCCCAGAGAAGCAGGGUGGCAUGGCCCAGAUGGCACCAGACCUGAGUGUGCUCCAGUUCAUCAAAGUCUUCCCCAGGGUGCUGCUACGGACCCUGCGCCACCCCAUCUUCCUGCUGGUGGUCCUGUCCCAGGUCUGCAUGUCGUCCAUGGUGGCAGGCAUGGCCACCUUCCUGCCCAAGUUCUUGGAGCGCCAGUUCUCCGUCACUGCUUCCUUCGCCAACCUGCUCAUUGGCAGCCUCUCCGUCCCCUCGGCCAUCAUGGGCAUCUUGGUUGGGGGCAUCCUGGUCAAGCGUCUCCACCUUGGUCCCCUGCGCUGUGGCAUCCUCUGCCUGCUGGGGGCACUGUUCACCCUAAUUCUCAGCCUGCCCCUCUUCUUCAUCGGCUGCCCUACCCACCAGAUUGUAGGCAUCGCCCACCAGCCCACCAGGCCAUUCUCGGGCUGCUCAGAGUCCUGCUCCUGUUCCUCGGACAACUUUAACCCCGUCUGCGACCCCAGCACUCGUGUGGAAUACAUCACACCCUGCCACGCGGGCUGUGCAAGCUGGGUGGUCCAGGAGGCUGUGGACAAGAGCCAGGUGUUCUAUACCAACUGCAGCUGCGUGGCAGGAGGCGGCCCUGUGCUGGCAGGCUCCUGUGACUCGGCCUGUGGCCACCUGGUGCUGCCCUUCCUGUUCCUGGUCAGCCUGGGUGCUGCACUGUCCAGUGUCACCCAUACGCCUGCCUUCAUGCUCAUCCUAAGGGGAGUGAAGAAAGAAGACAAGACUUUGGCGGUGGGAAUCCAGUUUAUGCUCCUGAGAGUUUUGGCCUGGAUGCCCAGCCCUGUGCUCCACGGCAGCGCCAUUGACACCACGUGUGUGUACUGGGACCUGAACUGCGGGCGCCGAGCUGUCUGCCGUUACUACAACCACGACCUGCUCCGGAGCCGGUUCAUUGGCCUCCAGUUCUUCUUUAAGAUGGGCUCCUUGAUCUGCUUUGCCUUGGUGUUGGCGGUCCUGAGGCAGCAGGACAAGGAGGCGGAGUCCAAGGCACCUCGCUCCAGCCCUGGCCUGGAGCAGCAGCUGUUAGUAGCGGAACCAGAGAAGAAGCUGGAGAACUCCCGAGUAUGAGCUCCUGGGACCCCAUACUGGCCAGAAGGCAGCUGCAGCAGCCCCUCCUUUGCCCAGGGUCUGAAGUCAGGAGCCCUGUGUUCCAGUGCUGGCUCCUCUGCUAAAUUGCUGAGUGACUUUGGGCAAGCCAUUGACCUUCUCCGGGCCUCCAUGUGCUCAUCUGAACCGAGGAGUUAUUACAGAGUCUGCUGUAUUGGCUUCUUCUGCAGCAAGAGGGUCUUCCCUCUUCCUCCCCACGCCAGGCAGCUGACCUGCAGCCAGGCUUUUCUGGGUAGAAACACUGCAUGUUGUCCCCCUAGUCUCGUGGACAGAAGUGGACCAAAGUAGGCCAGGCCCCUCCACACCAGGCCCCAGCCCAGCUCUGCUCCUCACCUGGAGCACCCUCUCUGAGCGUCAGCCACCACCCAUCAGGUGUGGACCUGCUAGCUUUCAGCUCAUUCAGUUCUGGUCAUCUGUGUGGUCAGGAUAGGUUGUCUCCUCCUCAACCUCAGGCAGCCCUCAAGAAGUGUUUAUUUGGCGCCCCCUGGAGGCAGAGCUCUUGCCGGACUCCAAGGGGAGAUGGAGGACAGAGCAGGCCUCACAUUCAGGCCUCGCAGGGCCUUUAGGAGGCCUUGCUAGGGAAGGCCUCAAUCGCCAACUCAGGAAGUCCCAGCCCCUGCCCUCAGGGAGCCACGGUCAGGAGUCAAGGCCUAGCCCCUGUCUAUGUCCCUGGGAUGGGAAGGGAGACCCCACACACUUGGGUAUCUUCUAACUUCAGAGACCAAACACUCUCGGCACGCACUUGCACCUAUCUAUGCUUUGCCAAGAAUUUGCACUUGACCGGAAGCCACCGAAGUUACUGUGAUAGAACCUGAUUUCCCCAUUUCCUCCGGAGUGCCCAUGUCACCCUGGACUACGGGGAUCAUAUCUGCUUUUGUGAUAUCCAAGUUUUGGGGGUGCCCUUGGUUCUGUGUGGUCCUUACACUGUGAGCAGUGUCAGGUCUGGGCUAUUAGGCUGGGAGCAGUAAUGCCCAGCUCGCGGUGUGAGUUAUUCUGCCUGCUCAGGUCUGAACGGGCCGCUGUGUUCCAGCUGGUCUUACCUAGCCUGGUUACUUCCCUGGGAGGAGAAGGGGUGUUUUCUGAGUUGUUCCCAGCCCAGUUGUACCAACACACACACCACCUGUCUGGGACCUGCUGCUCUGGAAAGAGCAGAUGGGGAUGUGGCCCCAGCCCUGUGUGCCCAGCCCUGGGAGACAUUAGAGGGAGGGCAGGCAAGGCCCUCUGAGCAGUGUCAGAGCCAGGGCUUUGAGGCUUUCCCAUUUGAAAGAAGAAGAGGGAGGAACAGAAACAAAAAUGCCUUACAUUCUACUGGUCAAUACCUAUAACUGUAACAAAUAUCUGAGCCCGUGUUUGUCUAUUCCAGGAAUGUCCAAGUCUCUUCCAACGAGAUGAGGCUGUUAGGAUGUGUAUGCUCCUUCCCUCCUGUCUCCCAGGUUUUUUCAGAAAUAAUCUGGAAUUAUAGAUACAGCUUAUUAUUAAAUUUGUUCUUGCAUAAUGUC
Messenger RNA from Tupaia belangeri chinensis (Chinese tree shrew), 3970 nucleotides. RefSeq names its product solute carrier organic anion transporter family member 2B1 (gene SLCO2B1). Gene Ontology annotation, cellular component: apical plasma membrane; basolateral plasma membrane. NCBI's taxonomy places the organism in Eukaryota, Metazoa, Chordata, Mammalia, Scandentia, Tupaiidae. The coding region runs from base 318 to 2432 and encodes 704 amino acids. The record is from RefSeq and is a predicted model, not a curated record. Gene Ontology annotation, molecular function: protein binding; bile acid transmembrane transporter activity. Gene Ontology annotation, biological process: transmembrane transport; bile acid and bile salt transport; sodium-independent organic anion transport. The transcript is spliced from 14 exons.